AUGACAUCUUUAAUUCAAUGUUCUUGUAAAUCAUCAACAACACCUUAUUUCUCAGUGCAUUAUGCCGAGUUAGGAAAACGUUUUGUUUUGGAUGUUAAAGUUUAUUACGUUUUGUAUACGUGGCUAAAAGACGACAAACCAUUAGCUAUUGAAACCUGUAGUUAUGGAUCCCAGAGCACUAAUCCCCGAAUCUAUUCAUGCAGUGGCGAUCCGGACUUAAUUUUCAGGAAAACUAAACUUGAAGAUAGUGGUAAAUAUAUCCUAGAAUUGUCAUGCCCUGGUAGAAAAAUCUAUUCGUUUGAAAUGAUUGUUGAAGCUAAGCCUUUUGUCUUUAUCGAUUGCAACGAUAUGACGGUAAACGAAGGUGACAGUAUUACUUGUAUAUGUAAAGCUACGAACGAAAUGCCCUUUGCUACAGUGUCAUGGCAAUGGAAUAAACUUGAAGAAGGGAAUUUAGGAAGGAAAGAUCUCAGUGAUAUUUUAAUACUUCGAAAUCUUUCAAGAAAUCAAAGUGGAACAUACACAUGCCUCGCUAAAAGUCGCAAUUUGGUAAACAAAUCAUAUGCAUCGUUCCACCUUAAAGUUAUGCCUAAAACCUCUACAAAUUCAACAGUUGAAAUACAAUAUUUUAAAGUUUUUCAAGAAUUUGGUGUUGGUUAUAGCGAACUGUCUCUCUUCUGCAAAGCAGAAGGCUUCCCAAAACCUAAUUACACGAUUUCACACAAUGGAACUGCAGUAAAAUUUGGAAACACGUACACUGUAGACACAGGAAAGAUUUCCAGUCUGGGACAGUACGAAUGUUUGGCAAAAAAUGGAGCGAGUUCUGACAAGCGUUUGUUAUUUCUAAAUGAGAGUUUAUUUGUCAAGUCAUGUUUGGAUAAAGAAAUACGAAAGGCUGAAACGGAAUGGGAAGUGGUGUUUAUCGUUGGAGCUUGUUCAUUCCUGGCAGGAAUUAUAGUGUUGUACGUUUCGAUGUGUUGUUGUAAGAAAUUUAAAAAGGAUGGUGUUGGUUAUGAGAAUGCGGCAUAUGUCGACGUCUCUGCACGAAAUGCGCACGGAAGACUGGGGCCGGCAAGUGACAACGUGGAGAUGAGAUUACGUCAUACAUCGGACAGUCCUGGAAACGAGGAAGUACCUUAUGAUUUGCCUGUGGUUGAGAACACGAGAGACCAUGAUUACUAUAAUGACAACGGUUAUCAGGAAUUAAGUGAAGAUCGUGAAAAGGAUGAGGAGAGAUAUCAGUCUUUGAAUCUAAUAGAUUCAUGA
Messenger RNA from Paramuricea clavata, 1266 nucleotides. The record is from the annotation of a GenBank genome assembly. Lineage: Eukaryota; Metazoa; Cnidaria; Anthozoa; Malacalcyonacea; Plexauridae.